AUGGAGCAGCAGGACGCGGUGGAGUUUACCAACUUUCUCUUUGAAGGCAUUGGACGGUCUCACGGCAGGUGGGCAGCGCGCUCUUUCCAGGAUCAUCAAGUCCAGCAACAUGCGUCAGGAAGUGCUCCCAUCACGCUACCUGCUCUAGACUAUCUAGGCAAUCUUCAGGAUGCGGUGCAGGCAUGGCACGCUCAGGCGCGUGUACCUGCACUCAUUGAGGAGCCGGAACUCACCUUCCUUCAGAUUGAUAGGCACAAUGGUGGCAUCAAGAAUGUUGAGGUCGUGCGAUUCCAAGAUAACAUCAUGAUGCCAGUGUUCGAGAGCGAGCGAGUGAGACGAGCCCUCUUCGUUGGAGCAAUGACAAUUGACGAAGUGAGCCAGGCGGAGCUUUGUUUGUUUGACACCUGCAUGCCGUCCGGGAUCAAAGCACGUGCCUCGAAUGCAGAACCCCCCUCGGAUGAGCAAGGCCGGGAUGCCAAAGCUGCCAGGACUGGUGCCCAAGGGAAGGGCCACAACGGUGGUGGUGGAGGUUAUGGCCGAGCAAAGAGGGGAUGGCAGCCGUCCUCCACAUGGGGCGGCGGCUGGGGCUGCAAUUCCCAGACGGAGUGGAAGAUGGAGGAUUGCAAUGACAUCGAAUCCCUUAAGGCGUACAUUGCACAGCUGCAAAGACUCAUCCUUCGCCAUGAGGACGCCAUCAACUUGGCAUUGAAACCAGCUAUGUGGCCCACUUCGCAUUGCAACAGCGGAGCCAAGGAAGCCAGCCCGGAGACGCUGGACAAGCCUCUGAGGGCGACGCUCAUCAUCUGCGUCUUCUUGGAACUUCGCACCCGAGUUGCCAACGUGCAGGCGGAUCAGAUUGACAAGCUCAAGGAGCUCAAAUGGUACGAUGAUUCGACCACCUGGUGCUACUUGCGCUGGAACGCCGAAACGAAGCAGCUCAUGAGGGACGAGGAAAGACCGGGAUUGAAGACACAGGACAUCCUUGCCAUUGUGCACGACAUCCUACGUGCAGCCUCCCAUCAGUACGCAGUUGCUCGAUUUCAUCCCACAAGACCGCUGGCCCAAGAAAUGAGAGGUGAGAUGAUCACCUUUUUGAUGCAGCUCGGUCAACACAAUGACCAUGCAGAGAAGCUUUGCGACUGCGUGGGCAAGUUGUGCGGGCUGUCGGCCACGCAGAUCAUCGGCAUGGGCUUAAAGCAUGAUCGUCUUCAGCGUUCCACCCUGGCAAACCAGAUUGCCUCCUCCUACCUUGGUGCUCAGGCGGAGGCUGUACACAAUGUGCGGGACCAGUGCAUCUACGGUCGGGUGCUCACUUCGCUGCUGGCUCACUGGGUGGACUCUUCAUGCCUCUCAUUGCUGAAUGCCUUGAUCAAAUGUGCUGCAGCCAUCCGAAUGAGUGAAGCAGGUGUCUCUCAAGCAGAUGCUAGACGGAUUGGAUUGUUUCCUGAGGCGGCCAAGGCGAUUGAUCAUGGUUACGUGACGUGGAGGCAGAUGCAAGAGUGGUUUGAGGUGCUUCCAGAAUGUACCAUGGCACGAGGACACACGUUCACUUCGAUCACCAUGGCGCGCAACGUCAUGGCCGUUGCGCAUAAGGACGUGCACAAUGAGACUUUUCAUUGGCCAUGGAUGGGAAGCGGGGUUUUCUUCACAGUACGCAACAGCCAUCGUACCCCAUCAGCGGACAUGCGUUUGCUAUUGGGUAUGGGAUUCUAUCCUAGGGACUACGCCUACACAUCGAACAUGGUGCAACAGCAUUCGAGUGACGAGGACCAAGUGCUCAGAUGGAUGGCUUUGAGUUUUGACUCUCAGUCUUGA
This is a messenger RNA of Symbiodinium sp. CCMP2456, 1815 nucleotides long. NCBI's taxonomy places the organism in Eukaryota, Dinophyceae, Suessiales, Symbiodiniaceae. The record is from the annotation of a GenBank genome assembly.